AUGGUCAAGGUCAAGGCCGUGCUUGCCAAAAUCGGGCACAUCAUCUCUGCUCAAUUGAUUUUAAUAGCAUUUGGCGUUGCCUGCCUUUUGGCUUAUUUUUUCCCAAAUGUCGGUGUUCAUGGAGGAACGAUCAAGGCAGAGUACAGCAUUCUCUAUGGUGCUGUUGGAUUCAUUUUCUUGGUCUCUGGCCUUCAGUUGCCAUACGAGAAGCUUCGCACGCACUCCACCAACUGGAGACUCCAUGUUAUCACACAAGGCAUCUCCUUUCUCAUAUUCCCUGCUAUCACUCUCGCUAUCGUCCAUAUUAUGAUUGCUGCAGGGAAUCUACAGACAAACGCAAUCGAUAUAUCUGUAUUAGUUGGCAUGAUAGUUCUAUCUUGUAUACCCACUACCAUAGCCAGCAAUGUCGUUUUUACUCGAAAUGCCGGAGGUGAGGACGCUGCUGCUAUUGUCGAGGUCGUCAUCGGCAAUGUCUUUGGAGCAUUUAUAUCUCCCGCUUUGGUCUACGCCUUCAUGCCUAAACUUCCAGAGUUUGAUGAAUGGCAACCAGCAUCACCAAGCACCUUAUCUGCAAUGUACCAGAAGGUAGCCCAGCAGCUUGGCCUCUCAGUCUUGAUUCCACUCGCGGUCGGCCAAGCACUACGUUAUUUCUUUCCCAAGCCUGUAAAAUGGGCACUGGAGAAGUUGUAUCUUGGAAAAAUAUCAACCAUCUGUCUUGCCCUUCUCGUCUGGACAACAUUCUGCGGAGCCUUUGCAACGGGCGCCCUCUAUGUGACCCCAAAAGCCUCACUCGUCUUUAACAUAUUUAUGAACAUCGGGCUGUAUCUCUUGUUCACCGUCAUCUGCUUCUUUUCCGCACGACCACCCCUGAGGUUAGUAGUGUGGGCCGAAGGAGUAUUUGAGAAGAAACCGUUGUGUAAGCUCCCGAUGCUCUUGAAGCGUGUCAUUGUACCGAAACGCAUGUCCAUGGAGCAGACGAUUGCCGUGUGUUUCUGUGGCGCCGCCAAGACGACAAGCCUCGGUAUCCCUCUGGUCACUGCCAUGUGGAGCGAGUCGGAUAACCUCAGGAGGGCCUUUAUUCAGAUUCCGGUUCUGCUCUACACCAUCGAGCAGGUCUUUAUCGCCCAGCUUUUGGUGUAUUUCUUCAAGCGGUAUAUGAAGAGGGACCAGAAGGAUUCUGGGACGGAUGUGGAUACUGUGGAAGACCCUGUGCCGGACUCGCUGGAAGAUGUGAGAGGCCCGUCGCUUCCUGUAGAUGCUUCAAGGAAAUCUGGUUCAGGGCCAAAUCCAGUAGAUACUCAAAAGGAGAAUCAACCGGAAAAGGCCAUCACUAUUGGAAAAUAAUUUGGGUCAGUUACCCGGGUGCACCGGGUUAAACAUGAUAAAAAAGCGACUUUAUAGAGCCUUGGAACGUAUAUAACAAAGCCGGCAUGUUUACAUAUUUCUAGCGAGCUAACUGGAUUUUUAGACAUGACAGUUUGCUG
Molecule: messenger RNA, 1484 nt
Organism: Pyricularia grisea
Lineage: Eukaryota; Fungi; Ascomycota; Sordariomycetes; Magnaporthales; Pyriculariaceae
Exons: 5
Coding region: 1-1344 (447 amino acids)
Cellular component (GO): plasma membrane
Source: RefSeq, a predicted model, not a curated record